Pristis pectinata (smalltooth sawfish) is the source of this 2016-nucleotide messenger RNA. RefSeq names its product thrombospondin-type laminin G domain and EAR repeat-containing protein-like. The coding region runs from base 1 to 2016 and encodes 671 amino acids. The record is from RefSeq and is a predicted model, not a curated record. The transcript has 12 exons. Gene Ontology annotation, biological process: signal transduction. Lineage: Eukaryota; Metazoa; Chordata; Chondrichthyes; Rhinopristiformes; Pristidae.
AUGUCUGCUUACCUGAUGAUCUGCGCGGUCCUGCACUUGGGAGUCGACAUCAGUUUGGCCAGGAGGCACGGUCCGUGCACAGAUUUACAACCAUUGGAUCUCCUAUCAGAAGUUGCUGAAGCCCCUCGAAUGGAGAUAUAUGGAGUCAGGAUGGUCCAGGAGCACGGCGUCCGUGGGCUGCGGUUCAAUAAGGAUAUGAAGGCAGUCAGCUUCUCAGCCUCUCUCAUCUUCAAAGUCUGCAAUUACUUCCCAGCUGAAUUCUCCAUUGUCAUCACACUGAAAGUCAACAGCAUAACGUUAAAGAAGAACGAAUACAUCUUGACGUUGCUCCAGGAGGACUUAAACCGCAUGCUGCUGGGGCUGAGGAUCUCACCUGACAAGCUUCACCUGGAGUUCGCCCAGGGUGACCUGCCCGGUAGCCCCAAGAAGCGGGUAACGUUCCAAGACAUCUACCUGGCCGACCGCCAGUGGCACACCUUGGUGCUGGCUGUUUCAGCCAACUUUGUGUCUCUCACCGUGGACUGCUGCCCUCCUCUUGACACGUACCUGGAUGUACCUUUCCCGGAAUACUUAGGCACGGCAAGAUCUCGAUUUUACAUUGGGAACCGGAGGAGACGGAAGGGACUGUUUUCAGGGUUACUGAGACAACUGGUGCUGCUACCGGGAUCUGAUGCUACCCAAAGGAUCUGCCCCAGUCCCACUCCCAGAUUGGCAAUGCUCUCCAUCCCGAAGAUACUGACGGAGCUCCCGCUGAGGCCCUCAGACAACGAUAUCUUGAAGUACCCCUAUGAAGCCGAAGUGAAGGUGAUGGUGGGGAACCAUCCUCCCUGCACUGAGAAUGAAGUCAGCCGCCUCUGGUUUGAUGUCUUCAACAAAGGCUUCUUUAUCUGUGAUGGCAAGAACUGGGUGUCGAUCUUAAAAGCUAAAAAGAGACUGGAUUAUGUUGAAGAUUAUCAAAAUCUGGUCACCAACUCGGAAACACUUGAUGUUGAGAUCUUUGAGAUCCCCAAUGUUGGACUCUUUGCUGCCACAGCCAAUAAGAAGCCUCGCCCUGGAUCGACUAUUUUUAAGUGGUUGGAGGGGAAAUUUGAACCGUAUCAGAACAUCACAACGUACGAAGCCCAGGCAUGGAAACACUUCUCCAUUGGCCCACAGGUUUUUUUGGUGGUGGCCAACUUUGAAAAGAAUGAACAGGACCAGGAAUACUCGGUCAUCUACAAGUGGAGCCGGAGGCAGCUGCUGUUUGUGUUGUACCAAAGGCUAGCCACCCACAGUGCACGGGACUGGGAGGCCUUUCAGAUCAAUGGGGAGACCUUCCUUGCUGUAGCCAACCAUCGUGAAGGAGACAAUCACAACAUCGACAGUAUUAUCUACAAGUGGAACCCCAAGUCACGACUGUUUGAAAGGAACCAGACUAUUCCCACAUCAGGAGCCUAUGACUGGGAAUUCUUUACCAUCGGACCAUAUUCCUUCCUAGUCGUGGCGAACACCUUCAAUGGAACCUCAACCCGGAUCUACUCGCGAAUUUACAUCCAAUUGGGUGGAAUGUUCCGACUUUUCCAAUCAAUCCCGACAUAUGGUGCUACAGACUGGGAGGUCUUCCGUGUUCAAGAAAGAGUCUUUCUCGCAGUUGCCAACAGUCAGAGCUAUCAGACAGGGGCAUUGAACGGAAUCAACCCCUUCAAGAUCAACUCCACCAUCUAUGAACUUAACAUCACCGCCCAGAUGUUUGUCAAGUUUCAGGACAUCCCGACAUACAGUGCAGUUGACUGGGAGUUCUUCACAGUGGGCGAUGACAGCUUCCUGGUUGUGGCAAACUCGUUUGAUGGCUCCAAGUUUUUUUUAAACAGUGUUAUAUAUAGGUGGCAAGGUUAUGAAAGUUUUGUCCCGGUCCAUCACCUCCCAACAUACGGCUGUACAGACUGGGAACAGUUCAACACGGAGGAAGGAUCAUACCUCAUCUAUUCCAGUGCUAAGGAACGCAUUUCCAAGGUGCUUAGACUGAAAGUCUAUUGA